UCACUUUAGUAUUGUCCUUUGCGCGAGCAUCAUCUGGUUCUGUGAAUCAUCAUUUACUCUCAAUUCCCGGUCACUGAAUAACGGUAAAUUGAAAAUGCACAAGAGAAUGGCGAUGAUAUGUACAGCAUUAGCUGCACUUGCAGCCCUUGGCAUUUUGACUACUGCAGAAGCGGCACCAUAUCCUCAGGAACGAGCACUGUAUCUCGAUCAACUGGAAGAAGAUCCGGAAAAGAUGUAUGAAGUAUUAACUAAAUUAAACAGAUAUCUACAGCAACAAGAUAAUGAAAAACGGGGCGGUUUUGGGCUCGACUUUGGAUUAAAUCGUGGUUUCAGCGGAGCUCAAGCUGCAAAACAUUUGAUGGGUAUGGCAGCAGCGAAUUACGCUGGGGGUCCAGGCCGAAGGCGACGAUCUGAUCAAGCAUAAAUGCAUCAACUCUUAGCCUAUCCUCAGAGUUAAAAAAAAGUAAAUGAGAAAAAAAAUUUUAAAAACAACCCUGCGGAAAUUUUUACUUUCACGACUGUCCCACUUUACUUGAACGAUUCAUCUCUAUUAUUAGUUGUAGCUGUUUGGUGCUUCCUAUAAAUUGCCUGUAUUUAUUAUGAAAUAUUUGAAUAAGAGAAUCGAUAUUUCAAAUUUCAAAUCCAACUUGAUUCAAUCUCAAUGUCUCUCUAUAGGAAUUAGACGAUAAUUAGCAAUUGCACCUUCAAAAUUUAGGCACAAAUUAAUGGAUGGCAUCACAAAUUUUCAAUCUUAACUAGAAACAUUUCACUAAUUGCUGGAGGGCAAGAGUGAAAGAAGACAUUUUUUUCCUAAGUCCAAACUGUGGGAAAAAUAAAAUUUUUUCCAAUUAUUUAUUUUUUGUUUAUCUA
Molecule: messenger RNA, 870 nt
Organism: Fopius arisanus
Lineage: Eukaryota; Metazoa; Arthropoda; Insecta; Hymenoptera; Braconidae
Gene: Dh31
Product: diuretic hormone class 2
Exons: 4
Coding region: 95-424 (109 amino acids)
Biological process (GO): body fluid secretion
Molecular function (GO): G protein-coupled receptor binding; diuretic hormone activity
Source: RefSeq, a predicted model, not a curated record